This is a messenger RNA of Varanus komodoensis (Komodo dragon), 16177 nucleotides long. RefSeq names its product diacylglycerol lipase alpha (gene DAGLA). The coding region runs from base 311 to 3406 and encodes 1031 amino acids. Gene Ontology annotation, biological process: lipid metabolic process. The transcript has 21 exons. The record is from RefSeq and is a predicted model, not a curated record. Lineage: Eukaryota; Metazoa; Chordata; Lepidosauria; Squamata; Varanidae. Gene Ontology annotation, cellular component: postsynaptic membrane; dendrite membrane.
CCCGGUGGCGGCGGCGCCGGAGGCGGCGGCAGAGGGGUGAACGGCUACGAUGACGUGCCCAGUUCGGGGGACUCAGAGACGACGGCAGUGGCGGAGGCGAUGCCAAGGCGGAUCCAAGGAGGGCGGAUGCCCCUUCGCUCUGCGGUGGCUACAGAGGCAGAAUGCUGAUUUCUCCUUCAUUCAUGAAGUCUACGUCCAUGGACACAGACUUUCCCAAGGAAGCUUCUUGGCACAUAAGAAUGUGCUUCCACUGGACUACAUAUUAUAUGGUGAGUGUUGUGCCUGGUGAUCCUCCUCAGACCCACUAGCCAUGCCAGGGAUUGUGGUGUUCCGUCGUCGCUGGUCUGUGGGCAGUGAUGACCUUGUGUUGCCAGCCAUCUUUCUCUUCCUCCUUCAUACCACUUGGUUUAUAAUCCUUUCUGUGGUGCUCUUCGGACUGGCAUACAAUCCCAAUGAAACCUGUUCUCUCAACUUGGUGGACCACGGCAGAGGCUAUCUGGGUAUUUUGCUCAGCUGCAUGAUCGCAGAAGUCGCAAUCAUCUGGCUCAGUAUGCGGGGCAGCAUCCUGUACACAGAACCCCGGGAUUCAAUGCAAUAUGUGCUGUACGUCAGACUGGCCAUCCUGGUGAUUGAGUUUGUCUAUGCUAUUGUGGGCAUUGUUUGGUUAACCCAGUACUACAGCUCCUGCAAUGAUGUUACUGCCAAGAGUGUCACUUUGGGAAUGGUUGUUUGUAACUGGGUUGUCAUCCUGAGUGUUUGUAUCACUGUCCUGUGCGUCUUUGAUCCAACUGGCCGGACCUUUGUUAAACUGCGAGCCACAAAGAGGAGACAACGUAACUUGAGGACAUACAACUUGCGGCACCGUUUGGAGGAGGGGCAGGCUAGCAGCUGGACCCGACGGCUCAAGGUUUUCCUUUGCUGCACACGAACAAAAGAUUCUCAGUCAGAUGCUUACUCUGAAAUUGCAUAUCUCUUUGCUGAGUUUUUCCGAGACCUUGACAUAGUCCCAUCUGACAUCAUAGCUGGCCUGGUACUUCUGCGCCAACGGCAGAGGGCAAAACGCAGUGCAGUACUGGAUGAAGCAAAUAAUGAUAUUCUAGCCUUCUUAUCAGGGAUGCCUGUAACCAGGAACACCAAAUAUUUGGAUCUGAAAAACUCACAAGAGAUGCUACGAUACAAAGAAGUUUGCUAUUAUAUGCUCUUUGCAUUGGCUGCUUAUGGCUGGCCCAUGUACCUGAUGAGAAAACCUACCUGUGGACUCUGUCGCCUGGCAAGAUCCUGCUCAUGCUGCUGUCUCUGCCCCACACGGCCCCGCUAUGCACCUGGUGUCACUAUUGAGGAAGAUAACUGCUGUGGCUGCAAUGCUAUUGCCAUUCGUCGCCACUUUCUUGAUGAAAACAUGACUUCUGUGGACAUUGUGUAUACUUCCUGUCAUGAUGCGGUUUAUGAAACGCCCUUCUAUGUGGCUGUAGAUCAUGAAAAGAAGAAAGUAGUUAUCAGUAUCCGAGGAACUUUGUCUCCAAAGGAUGCUCUGACUGAUCUCACUGGGGAUGCUGAGCGCCUCCCAGUGGAAGGUCAUCACGGAACCUGGCUUGGGCACAAGGGGAUGGUGCUGUCUGCUGAGUACAUCAAAAAGAAACUGGAGCAGGAGAUGGUGCUCUCUCAGGCCUUUGGGCGUGAUUUGGGCAGAGGAACAAAACAUUAUGGCCUCAUUGUGGUGGGCCAUUCCUUAGGAGCAGGCACAGCUGCCAUUUUGUCCUUUCUGCUGCGUCCACAGUACCCAACCCUAAAGUGCUAUGCCUAUUCUCCCCCAGGUGGCCUUUUAAGCGAGGAUGCCAUGGAGUACUCCAAAGAGUUUGUGACUGCAGUUGUGUUGGGCAAAGACCUAGUCCCCAGGAUUGGCCUCUCACAGCUGGAGGGUUUUCGCCGGCAGCUUCUUGAUGUUCUGCAGAGAAGUAACAAACCAAAGUGGAGAAUCAUUGUUGGUGCAACGAAAUGCAUACCCAAAUCUGAGCUCCCUGAAGAGCCCGAGGGGAAUUCAGUGACCAGUAACCGCCUCUGGACCCAUCCCAGUGACUUAACCAUUGCCCUGUCAGCCAGCACACCACUCUAUCCACCUGGACGCAUCAUCCAUGUGGUUCAUAAUCAUCCUGCUGAGCACUGCUGCUGCUGUGAUCAGGAGGAACCCACAUACUUUGCCAUCUGGGGAGACAACAAAGCUUUUAAUGAAGUAAUAAUCUCCCCAGCGAUGCUACAUGAGCACUUGCCAUAUGUGGUAAUGGAGGGUCUUAACAAGGUCCUGGAGAAUUACAACAAAGGCAAAACAGCUUUGCUUUCUGCAGCCAAAGUGAUGGUGAGUCCUACAGAGGUGGACCUCAAUCCAGAGUUAAUCUUCCAGAAUCAGCCCCUGUCUAACAGACCCUCUGUGCAGAUUGGAAUUGGAGACAUAGCAGUGGACAGGAGGAACAGCAGCACUAAGAGUAAGGCUCACUCUGAAAUCAGUUUGGAAGGGUUUUAUGACACCAAGCUUCUGUCUCCAGUGCAGAAGGAUCCUGUGGAGAUCCUACUUCUAGAUACCAAGGAGCGCCUGUCUGUAGAACUGCAGGACCGGCGAGCUCCUCUUGCCACAAUGGAGAGCCUGUCUGAUAAUGAAUCCAUCUACAGCUUUGAUUCAAGGCGUUCCUCCGGUUUCCGUAGCAUCCGUGGCUCACCCAGCCUCCAUGCAGUCAUGGAAAAAGAUGAGACUCACUGUUUUUAUAUUGACCCAGCAAUCCCUGAGGAGAACCCCUCUCUCAGCUCGAGGACAGAACUGCUUGCUGCUGACAGCCUCUCCAAACAUUCCCAGGAGACUCAGGCUCCUGAAGCCCUGCACAACAGUGGAGGCACCACUCCUCAGCGGCGAUGCAGUGAUGAAGGGGCAGGCAGUGACACUGACCAUGUUUCUUUCAUUCCACGGGAGGAACUGACCCUCCAGAAUGGAAGGCUUAGUGAUGCCCCAAGUCCCCAAGUGUUGGAGUUUGCAGAAUUUAUAGAUAGCCUCUUUAACCUGGACAGCAAAAGCAGCUCCUUUCAGGACAUCUACUGCAUGAUGGUAUCCGACAGCACCAGUGAUUUCGCUGAGAUGCCUAAGUCUGUCAGUGAUCAGGAGAUCCUGCUAAGAGCACAGUAUGAGCCCAACUUAGUCCCAAAGCCCCCCAGGUUAUUUGCAGGCUCAACAGAUCCCUCCUCAGGCAUAUCAGUUUCCCCUUCUUUCCCUCUGAGUUCUUCUGAGGAGCUUAUGGACAUCACUCCUACAGGAAUGAGUAGCCAAGAAUGCCUGGCCACUGACAAAAUCCGGACUUCCACUCCCACUGGAAAUACGACCAGCCCCGCCAAACACGAGGACCUUGUGAUCUCAGCUCUUUAGUAUAGGAGAGGAGGGCACAAUUAGCCAAUCCCAUACAGUGAGCCGUGGGAUAGUACUUGGAGAAGCUGGUCACCGGACAGGUGAGGUUGAGAAGGAUGCAUGGGGAAGGGUGUCAUUCCUUCCUAGGUGCUACAUUAAUGGCACCACAGAGGAUGUACACAGGAAAGAUGCCACACCUUGGGCACUGUCCUUUAGUUAGGGAGAAAAGCACUGCCUAACAGCCUGCUGCUUUUUGAAGGCCUCAUUCACUGAAGUAAAAUAGUUGGUUUCCCUACCUCAGCAUAUUUGUUUAACAUGAGGGCAGAUCCCCUGCCUUUCCUGCUGAAAUGAGGAAGUUACUGUCCACAGGCUGGAGGACCAGAGUUACAGAAGCUGAGAAGUCAGCUGAUGCCCCUAUAAUCAUGUUAGAAUCAAGGAAAAUUGUGACUUUGGGCCCUAUUGCACUAGUAUGUCAUAUUUUACCCAAGCACCUGUUCAUCAUUGUCAUCAUUGUGAUUUAUUUUUUUAUUCAGCACACUUUCCUGUUUAUAAUAGUUAAGGCUGUAUUCCAGAGGAACACAGCCACCCACUUCCUCACCAUGACUGGGUGCAGUGAAAAUUGGGAUGGGGCUGUGUGUUUUGCUCCCCUGAUUGUCUCUGUGUUCAGUGAUAACCAAGCUUCUUCUGAGAAGAAAGAAAGUGCAUGUACUGGAGAGUUGAGGGCCAGUUCCACAUUUCCUCAUCCACCAGAGGGAUGAGUGGUCUUUCGGGUCUCACAGCAUUGUAUAGCUCCCCAGAUCACUAUGAACUAGUGACAAUCUUGAUCUAGCCAACAUAAUUUUCAUCUCUGUUUGCAUGGAUUAAUUGGUUUAAACGGACAUUUGUUAUUCAAGACGCUUGCCUACCCUGCACUAUCCCCCGAAUGCUUCUGUCUGGACCCACUUCAUUCAUGACCUUUCAUUCACCUGUAGUAUCAUGGCAGACCAGUGUUGGUCUGUCCCUGAGUUCAGGGGAAAGGUGGACUUUUACUGCAUGUUGAAGUCUUAUAUAUGUUUACAGAGCUACUAAGCAUUUGGGAGGUAUUAUGUGAACAGCAAAUCCCUGCCCCUUCACAUCCCUGCUCCCCACAACAUGGGACCUGAGGCAUCAGUGGGAUGCACAGAAGGUAUGGUUAUUAGGAAGCCUUCUUAAAAAGAAAGGACAGAGUGCUGGGAUUGAUCCUCUGGGUUGAUAACCAUUCACCCAUCCUACUAUUAGGAGCUUAUCAACAUCACCUGACUCUACAACAUCUCAUGAAAUUAUAUCACAGCCACUAGUCCUGCAACUUGGUGCUCAUGACUGAGAUCAGCAGUCAUGACAACACAGUGGUGCUGUGUAAAACUGCAGGGAUUUUCUAGUGAUGAAAAUAGGAGUGAAAGAAUAUUUGCAUAGGAGGUUAAACAUACUGUGACCUACAUUUCUUUUAAUAUAUUAACAUAUAUUACAGAAUGUGGCAUUAAUGCAGCAGAACUCAUUGCUGGCUUAUUCUGCAUGCAGUCUCUGGGUUAUACAGCAUACUGGGCAUGCAUUACAGCCUGGCAGGUACUUCCCUGAUAAAUCCCCUGACUUUGCAGACUCAUGUCCCCAAGCCAGCUGCCAAAACUGGGGAAGCUCUCAAAUUUAUGGCAAAUUCCAGUUAGGAGGAACUGAAGAAGAGUGGGAGGUUCACCUGCAAUGUCUUGGUGGACCAAUGCUGGUCUGUCUCUGAAUUCAGGGAGGGGGAAGCACUCUUUCUGGUGACUGAUAGUGCAGUCCCAUGCAUGUCCAAAAGUGUGCUUAGAAUCGCAGUCUUAGUUCUGUUAUCUAAGGACACUAUAUUUCAGGUUGUUGUCAUGCAUAUUCUUACAUACAUGUGCAUCCUUGCUUGGAAACAUGUCUUCAUGGGACUUCCUUCUGAGUGAACAUGCACACAGCUGAGCUGCAAAUAAAUGAGUAUAAAACAACACACAUUCCAUUAAUGUCAGUAGGGAUUGGGGAAUAUGUUAGCCCUCCAGGUACUGUUGGAUUGCACUUCCUUCCAGUUCUAGCCAACAUAGCCAACAGUGAGGGAAAUAGGAGUUGCAACCUGGCAUGCUACAAAUUUCCAAUCCGGAGGUAAAUGCUUUUACGAUAAUUGAAUUGGUGAAGUGAGAUCUUUUGAUCUAAAAUAGUGGUAUUCAACAUGACAACAUAAGGGUUAAUUGCCUUUUCUACUGUGAAGUAAUUAUGCAUUGAAGUAUUGAAACUUUAAUUUCUAAAAUCCCGCUAUUAAAAAAAAAAGUUAAUUCUGUUACUUACUAUUUAUCCAAUCUGACUUAAGAGUCCAGCUUUUCUCAACAACAUUCUAGUUUGGAAGAAUUAUUUCUAGCUUCUAAGCAUCAAUUUAAAAAUGCAUAUGUAUGUUGAAAAAUUACAGCUUAGUCUGACACAUGUCUACCCUGAUGUAAGUUCCAUUGAGUUCAGUGGGACUUGCCCUUAGGAAAUGGAUUGCAGCUUUAUCUACCACGUUUAUGAUACGCUACACUGUGGUCAUUAUAAGAGCAAUUGCUUUGGCUCACUGCUGGUCUUGGCGGCUGUUAGCUAGACCUAGACUGACAGAACACUCUUCUUCACUGAAGACACAGUAGGAAAAUGUGAGUGAUUAAAGAUAAAUGUAGAGGAGUUUUCUAUUAUUUUUAGGGAAAGCACAUAAUAAACUGCAACAUUUGUGAUGAAAGUGAGGAAGGCAGGAGUGUUGCAGAAUUUAAGCUGCAGGUACUUCUAGUAGAUUAGGCUCACAAGGCUGGACAGUCUCCUUGAGGUCCGAUACAGCUCAAGUAGCCUGUUAACCUUGCAGGGACAUUGCCUUGUGAAUUGAGCUAUGAUUCAGUGCUAAUACUUGGCACCUAGAAGCGCUUUAAACUUCAAAGCACUUUACGAAUGCAGUGAAUGAAUUGUCCCAACUCUUGUGGGUCAUGGGUAUGUGGGGUGGGAGGAAGGGAGGAUGCAUGGGUAUGUGUGUGCAGUGUAUCUACUGUAUUAUUAGGUGGAGGCAGUGCUGUCUCUGAAAAUCUACCAAGGCUAACUGAAGACAGUUCUUUGCCUUAGAAGGUUACUUUCCAGUUGGAGAGCAAGGUUGGAAGGCACUAGGCAGAAAAGGUUUUAAUGGUUGUUUCAGUGGUGUUCAGUUUGUGAAUGAUGGAUCAAACUAUUGCACUAGAAUGUCAUGCCUAACCUGAGCACCAUAUCCUUGUUGUUUCAUGGGUUUUGUUGAUUACUGCUAUGCUUAAAACUGAUUGUAUCCUAAGGAAGUCUUCCUUGUCAGUGGUAGGAAGAAUCAGAUUGUCUUAAUUUGAUACAGGGUAUCAGCAUGUUCUGUGACUGUUGGGGCUUUACCCAGAAAAUAUACAAAUUCUGGUGACUCACAUUCUUGCACUGACCAAGAGAGGCAAGAGGGAAAUGAGAAUUGUUGCUGAACAUUUAUUUGCUGCAUCACAUCAGAGUGUCCUGUUUGAAUUAUUUACCAUUUUCUUGAGAAAAUCAGUCUCCUAGCUAAUGUUGGCCUUUUUAGUAAAACCAGGUAGUACAUCAACACUUCUCAAAUACACCUUUUUUUACUAUUAGCUAUAGUGUUCUCAGUAUAGUAAGUAACUGGAAAAUAACAUACUGCUGACAUGAAUGCUGGCUGACCUGUUGAAUUUCAUGCCUAAACACAUUGCUACCUCUUUCAUUCACACUGCAUAUUGCUGUUCACUGUAUCUGUUCCCUGUUCUCUGAUCAAUCAGUCUUCAGAUGUCAUUCAAUCAGUUUGAAUGUCAUUACCAUCUUUUACUUGGUCAACAAAAGCUGGAUGGAUUUUCAGUGGAAUUGCGCUAUUGUCGAAAGUUUGGAACAGAGUGGGCCCAUUAAUUUUUACUCACAAGCUGGAUUUUGUGCACUUUAACAGUGGAAAAAUAUGAACAAAAGACCCAUAAAUAUGUUGAUGAAAUGUUGCCAAAGAUACCUGCACAUGGGUUAUCUUCCAGCCAACACUUAGCAUUUAAUGCCUCUUAAACACUUCUGUGGAAGGUUUUAAUGGGAAUUUUUAAUAACUUUAAGUGGCCGUAAUGGAAUAUAAUCCAGGAACAUAUGCAGAGAACACAUCAAGUGUUAUCUUUGGGAAGAAAAAAAACUCCAUGGUUUCUAUAGCUCAAAAGAUAUUUCACUCUCACUAGUUGAAUGACAAAUCUCUUUUGAAAGUGUUUAUUUUACAAACUUGCCCAAAUACAAGGUGUAACAACAUGCCUGUCCUCUUGAAUAAUUCUUGGCAGACUGAGCAUGAGCUUCUCCCGAAGUAGAACUUGUGCCGCCACCGACUCUUUCCCUGAUGCUCAUGCAGCCACACGUGUGUCCAUCCCCCCUUUAUGUUUGCUGCUGUGGGCAGGCUUUUGGGUUACUGUCAAGAUCUCAUGUCAGAUCCAGAGACCCAAAGCAGCACAAUUCUGAUUCUGCCACAAUUCCCUUCUAAACAUACGGUUGUACUUGUAAUCCAAAAUCUUUUUUAUACUUGAUUUUCCUGAUGCUACAAUAUUCCACCUCUUUUCUUCCAACCUUUCACCCUAGUUGAAACGCUGACAGCAUAUCACUGCUUCAAUAUUUUACUUGUACACAGCUCAGUCAUUUUAAAACUAAAGACUACCUCCAUGGGAGUGCUUCUGUUGCAAGAAACUAGGUUUGCUCGACACUCCAAGUACAGUAGCUUGAAUUAGGCAAUUACUACUCUUCUUCCCUGUGGAAUGUGGUGUCACAGGUGUCUGGGAUACUGCCUAUGAUGAACACACAAUUCCCUCUUUGCAUCAUUUUAAAAACCUUUUUUGUGUGUGUUUUGUUCUUCCAUACAUACAUGUUGACUUACACAACUACUGCUGCAACAGUAGUCCGGCGUCAGUGUUGUUUGUUUUCUUUUACACUGCAAAAAUAAAUUAGGGAUGUUGUUUCCCAACAACUAAGGAAACCUUGAUUUCCCUCUACUGGAAAGCUAGUGCUAAAGCAUUUGUCCAACAGUGAUAAGUUAAUGGCUUGUAUUUUCUUCCACCCAUUAUGUGGUGAUGUGAAACUGUACUAGUGGUGCUGGAUUGAAACUAGCGCAUAUUAGUGCUAAAAAGAGAAUGUUACAGAAGUCAUCCACUGAAAAUGCCUUAUACUUGGUUGGAUUAUUGGUCUAUCUUACCCUUUAUGUUCUACUUUGACAAUGACUCUCUAGCUUCCACCAGAGACUUUUCUUCCCAAGACCCUUUGUAACUGGGGAUGCUAAAGGUUGUAGGCUCUUGUACAGAAAGGCAUAUGUAUCACUGAACUGCCCUAAAAGAAAAGCAAAUAGAAUAAAAUUAUUUCAUUAUAUGGAAAGAUCCCUAGGCUGAGGCAAUAUUUCUAUGAAAUAUAUACCUGGGCUUCCUCUAGUCACUCUUGUGUGAAGUAUAGUAAAUAGAAUUUGAAUAAAACAUAGGCCUUGAAAUUCACCCAAAAAAUUAUGUGAUAGAAAUCUGCAGCUUCUUUCACAAACUGUUUAGUGGUUUGCCUUGUUUCCAAUUCCCAUGUUAACAUGAACCCAUGUUAAUUUUUAAUUGUUUGGGCUUUUUAUGGCUCCCUGCUUUAAAUGAAAAGGCUUUUUAUACCAAACACUCUCAGUUUUAAAACUCUGAUAUACAGUUACAAGCCAUUUCUCACCGUUGUUUCAAAGGAAGUGAAUCAAAAUUGUAUGAAAGCAGCUUAUUCUUGUAGGACCAGGUUGUUUCAGUCCUGAAGUGGAAGCUGAAAUUGAGGGCAAGUUUUAUGUGGCGGGAAGGAACUUAUGAAUUGUUCAUGGGAGCUAUGCUGCUUGCCUUUUAGAUCCAUGUUCAUUUGUUCUCUUUUUCCUUUCCCCUCCUUCAUCAAAAGAGAGCAAGAAUGCUGUCUUUGUUGGCCACUGGAUGCCAUCCUCCCCUGCAAAAGUCAAUAAGAACAGCACAGUUACCUGGAGGUAAACCCAAGUGAAUAUAUGGGACUUACUUAUGAAUCAACUUGGCAUAGGAUUGUGCUGCAUGGCACAGGUGUACAGUUAAAGACAAUGGCAGCACAGGCUGUACUUGACAUGGUCAAAGGGAGGUAAAGCAAAAGGACAUAGGACCCCAGCUGCUCCUAUGUCUUCACCACUGCCAGGAGGGGAACACCUUUAUCCACUGUCUGCUCCACUAAGCAGACUUCUAUAAGUAGAGAUUAGUUACUCAUCUUGCCCACUUUCUGUUAUGGGGCACAGCACUUUGAUGCAUAUCUAGGGCUCAGUCAAAGUUAUUCUAAAACAAGAUUUAGGAGGGCAACAAAUUUUUAGCGGUGGAAGGGGGAAUCUUCAUUUGUAGAACAGUCUGAACAAUACACAGUGAGAGUAAAUAAUAAGAAUCAGAUAUAUUAGUUAUUCAGGCAAUCCUUUUCUGGAUGGUUUCUGUAACUUUGUGUGUGCUAAUCAGUGGAGCAACUUCUAGUUCUCUUAGUUUAAAUUCUCAACUCUUGAUCCUCUGUAGCUUCUUGAUGGUUUCUUUCUACAGCCAUGCUCUAAACUUCAGUCCUAACUCUCUCAAACUCUCUCUCCUUUCCUUCCUCUUUAGAUAUAUGUUUUUUGUAUAUUUUUUGCUCCUUUUAAACUCUUAUUUCCCAAUUUAUAUUACUUUCACUUUUCCUCUUAACCUUUUGGUCAAUCAGAAAGGAAGCAAAGUCCUAAUUAAGUUUCCAUCUCUCCUUAAUUAUUAGUUACCAGGGUUGAACUGUUGGCCUUUCUGUAAGCUCAUUCCUCUCCUUGAAUAAUAGAUUCCUGAGCUGAACACUUUCAACCCUCUUGGUCAGAACAGCCUUUAGAAAAAAUAGCAACCAUUGUACAAGUCCCAAAGUCCUAACAUAAGAAGGCUGUGAGUUUCAUUCCUUCAGAAAAGCCCAUCUGUUGCAUGCACCCCUUAUGUUUUAAGAUGCACUCCUUAAAAGUGUAACAUAUAACUAUACACUAGCAUAAGUUUGUAAAUGGUUGUAUUCACAUCCUCUCAUAAUUUCAUUUCCAUCCCAUUCAUUUUCUCUUUAUUUUUCUCCUGCAUGUAUGUUUCUAUAUAACUAUGUAAGGGUGCCAAUGCAUAGGUAUGUGCCUUUCUGUUACUGAGGCUAUCUUUACCCUCUUUGAUACUGAAUAAGAUGGAUGGAAUAUCUGCUUUGCCCCUUAGCAAGAAGUGUUUGUCCUCCUAUAGGGUUAACAGAGUCCUAAGAAAAGAAAGAAGGAAAAAAAGCAGGUGGGUAGGAUUUCAUAGCUAAUGCAAUCAUGGAUGAAUGAAGCAGGGAAGAGUAGAAUAUUUACCCAUCUUACACUAAUAUAUUUGAGUCUUAAUGGCCUUCUGUGAACAGUGCCUAAACUAUAGCUCUAUGUGAGCAGUAAGGGCAUAACUAAGGGUCUAUAUGAGUUAUUUCCUAGGCCUGUUAUUACCCUAGCACCACAGUCACCUAUUCCAAAACUUGGAUGUCUUCCAUCUGCUUCUUGAUGCUGCCAAAUGCAGUUAUUUCUAGGUCUCCAGCUUCUUACUUUUGAUCAAAACUUCACACUGUCUCGUAUUAAUUGAAGGUAGCUUUGGACAAGUUGUCAUAUUGUCACCUUGUGAAGAAAUCCAGAUGUACAGCACCAUCACCUUUUUGCCUGACAACCACAACCAAGUACUUAAUAAGCACAAAUGAUUACUUUGCUGCCUGUAUUUACUGGUAUUUUAAACAUUCUUUAUUGGGGUUUUGUUUUGUUUUAAAUGAAGCAAGCAUAGCAAAGGCAGGGGGAAGAACAGGAAUUAAAGGACAAGGGUAACAGGAUACAGCCCCUAAGUAAAGAGAAGAGCUUAGGCAUAACCAUGUUGAACAGUAUUUAAGGAAGGCAACUGAAUGAAUGGACACACACACACCAAAGUGUGUGGUCCAGAUAGAUCUCUGGGAAAUGUUACCCAAAGCUGCAUAUUCAAACAUAGAAAAAGCAGUGAUGUCCUCUUUCUUCUCUCCACUGAAGAACUGGCAGUGGAGAAUUGUCUUUCUGGUGUUGAGAAUUUUUCUCAACCAUGAGGGUUUACAAGAUCCAUUUUUGUUGGCUAUUUGACAGUUCCCAAACCAUAGGAAUUCAAUUCAGGAAUAUGUGGACAUCUGUGAACAUGAGUGAUGUCUAUAACCUGCCCAUCCAGUGCAGAUCUCCAGCCUAAAGAGAACCAUUAUGAAGCAGGUCCACUGUGUAUGUGACAGAGAAUCAAAAUCACAGCGCCCACACCUAGCAGAAGUGGACAGGGCUGGAUUUUUUAAAAAUAUAUGACAUCUAGUAUGUUUGAAAUAAUUUCUAUUGAAUUAAUGUUGAUUUUUGGCAUAUCAAAUUUAGGCUCAUGCAGCCAUUCAACACGGGUAUUUAGCAGUCUUAAGAUCACUGUGGAAUAUAAUUCCCUGUUUUGGUUUUCAAUCUUUGAACAUUCUUCAGUGUCUUGCAGUCAGGAAUAGUUUACAUUAGUGGUGCUCCUCAAUGUGUUAGCAAAAUUUACAAGCACCCACCUCCCACACACACACUCACACACAGCUUUCUCUUUGACUCUGCUGUAUUGCAGUUGUGUGUGUGGACAUGGCAUUUAAUGCAAGAGCAAGGAACCCUUUUGAUCUCCAUUUCCAAUACAGGAGACAUCUCAGGCUGGAUUCUGGGAAGGACAAUGUGAAUCAAUAUGUUCUGAAUGUUUACUCAUUAGUAAGGCCCAUUGAAUUCAGUUAAACUAAAUUAGAAAAUCACAGGAUACGUAACUGUUGGACAUUUACUCAGAAGUAAUUCUUUUAAACUUCAUUCCAAGUAUGUGUGCCUAGAUCACAGGGAUCUCAGGCAUGCAGUUCCAUUAGUGGCCACAUAAAUUCCUGAUCCCUCUGUACAGUUCUUGACACCAAAACAAAGAUCCACUUCACAUCCCUCCAUAUGUACAGAAAGGUCAGAAAGAGAGUCACAAAGUGAAGAGUGCACCAUAUUCAAAACACUCUGCAAACUGGCCCAUCCCUAUCCAACAGGAGUUCUAUGUAGCAGCACAGUGUAGACCCAUAAGAGAACCCCACAGUGAAAAGUUUAGCCCUGACCAAGUGGGACUCUGUGGAAACAAGGGAAGAAAGUGAAAGUGAGCUCUGAAGAAUGAGCAGUCCCAGAAAGAAUGGGAGACUAAUGAAGAGCUCUAAAUAAAAAGGAAGAGAAAAAACCUCUGAAAUUGGAAGAAGCAGUCCAAAGCAUGGCGGAGUGCUUUCUUUUGCCUUCUAGAUUUCUAGGGGCAUUUAAGCAAUACGGUUUAGGCCGGCUAAAGGCAAAGAAGAUCAAGGGAACCUGGACAAGUUUUGAGGGGGACAAGGGGAGUGUGGCUUGGUGGGCCACAUGGGGCUACCAGCCCAGAAGCUCCCUGCUGCUGCACAAAGAAAUAUCCUGACCUUUUCACUACCUGUUCAGGGUAUGCCCCAAGUUGUAUUCAUAUGUGGUUAUAUGCAUCUCUUAUCAACCUUACCUGAUACAGGUGAGUAAAGUAAAUGUGACUCACCUGAUUUAUUUCCUAUGGAUAAUUCAUUGCUUUCUCUUUACAAAAGCCCUUGUGUUGGGUAAUUAUUCUCUCUGAGGAUGUUUACACACAAAACAAAGUUGCAUUGUCUCAGAUAUAUUGCAGACUGACUGAAACAAUUGCUGCUUGACUUCAGAAAUGCACUUUUUUGCAGCAGGGGCAGAAUUUCAACUGCUUUGUACCAGGCCCUUCUCAGAAUGAUAACAUAGCAUAAUUCCCCUUUUUUUUCAAAUUGCUUCAGAAUGAUCCCAACGAUCAUGUCAGAUGUGGAAUGGAAAUUAAGAAAUGUUUACCAUAUGCAAGGUUUUGUUGUUGUUUUUUUGUAUGAAUGUGAGGGCCAGCUCUACUCCAUUUCUCACUGGAGACAUUUAUGCAGUCUGUUAUUGGAGGCAUAUUAUCAUAAGAGAUAAAACUGGAUUUGUACAAUUAACAUGAUAUAGCCAAGAGUAUUGCUCAUGCAUUUGAUUGAGAUGUUAAGCUCUUUCAAAUCCACUGCUCAUCUGGUUGUAUUUUUCAGCUGUCUGUUGAGAUUUAGAAAUUAAAAACUUUCUCCCAAAAUAUAUAUUUAAAACUUUCAGCAAGAUUUGCCUCAGUAAAGAAGUCACCUUUAACUGUCUUUAAAUUUAAGAUCUUCAGAUACUUCCAAAAUUUACCCUUGCAAACUCAAUUUCAUUGUUUUGUUGCUUUUCAUAUUUCAUCAGUUACUGCAAUCCAGCAAAAUUAAAAGGCCAUUAAGAGAUCUUCCAAUUAAGAACCUGAGCAGCUAUGGAAGAAACCACUACAAACACCUUCACUCUUGUACAAAAGCAAUCUAGAAUGAUAUGGCAGGGAUCUUUUCAUUGGGAUGGAAAUGUGUCCAUAGCUCAGUGAUGGAUGCCUAGCAUCUCAAGUUAAAGGAUCUCAGGUAGCUGAGUUUCAAUCUUCAGUCUCUUGCCAUCUAUUUCAUGACUUAAACAUUUUUUCUCAUGCCUUCCCAUGUAAAUGGGAACUUGCCAUCAUAAAAAUUGUAGCUAUGUAAUGUCAUGCCCACUCAACAGGACAGUAUCAAUCACUGGGAGAACAAAACCAAUUAAGAUGAUACUUUGGAAAGAAUAUGACAAUCUUAUUCUGUAUACAAACUGUCCUUGUGCAUAUUGCUGCCUCACUUUAGUGUUACUUUCUCUUGUUUUCCACCUCAAUCCAGACCUCUGUUGUGCCUUUGUUGUUUUGAGAUGCAAGGAGAGGACACAAUGCCAAGUGGUUUCAUUCCCUCAUUUCCAUGUGCAGUUGUGAUGUGCAGGAGAGAUGGCUCUUGCAGCUAGCCCUCUUUCUUCACGUGGCCAAAUUGGCCAAAUUUCUUGUGUCCUCACCUCCCUCAGGUUGUCUUAACAAGUGCCAAUAGCAAUGCUGUCUAAAGCGGGCUUUCCCAGUACUCAUGGCAUACCUUCAAGUCAUCCUGUUGGAUGAGAUUGUUGACCCAUCUAGGCUGCAAACAGUGUUGGUCAGGGAGCAUGCCUGAAAGCAACAUGUAGAAGUAUGAGUGAGACUAUUCAGUACAUUGACCCAUUUCAUCAAAAACUGUAGCUAGAAUUUCCAUGUGUGAGUGCUGAUGGUGCAGUUUGCUUUGAAAAGAGCAAAGCUGGCUGUUCUGCAAAAGUAUAAAACUUCCACUUGAUUUGCACCAGGUUUUGGAGAAAUGAUCUCCUCAGAUCAGGUGUUCUAGGCUGUUGACCAUUUUCCUAUGUUUCAGUUCUCUAUUAAGCAUGACCAAUUGGGUUCCAUCCAUUUUUCAUGCUUUUGGAAAAAGUAAACCAGUAGAUACUGGCUGGCAUAACACUGAACAAGUAAAUACAGUGCACUGCAGGGAAAAAAAAUGUUUUGUUGCCAUUUAUUGGGAUCCGCCUACCUGUUUAUCACAAACUUGGUGAGGCCCGGUUGUUCAAAAUACUGUGUUCAUGCUGCAUGGGUCUCUACCGUUGGGCUGUGUUCCAGUCCCAAUUACUGUGCUAGCAUUCAGUCUGUCUUAUUAGUACUUAACUGCAUGGCCUGUCAUGUAUUUGCCCAGUUGGGGCAUUUUGUGUGUACAGUUGUUAUCACACAGGAGAUGCGACUGAUAGAGCACUAUAAUACUUAUUAUUAAUGUUCAUAUCAGCAUGUCAGCAGUGCCUGCUUGCAGACACUACCUUGCAGAAAAGAUUCUUAACUAAGAUCAUGACACAGUAGCCUGCACUUACUCGCCUCUCCCAAGUUGCUACAGUUCUAGAAAAAGCAAAUUUAAAACCAAGAAACUCAUACCCCACUUCUGGAAUAUCAGCCUUAUUUAACAAUAUCCAUUUAGCACUGGUGGUCAGGUGCUGCUUGCCACCCAUGUCAUCAAAAUGUUGGGCACGAUAGGAGGGAUGUCAUUGUCUUUUAUAAUCCUUUCAAUUAGCUUGACUUUUUGUUGGCACGCCUGUAAUGUUCACUGCCUGCCUGCCUGCCUGCCUGCCUGGCCUCUGGCUUCCUAAGCGGGGGGGCAACAGCCAGCUAAUGUCCCUUUUCUGCCCAACUAUGCUCACUUUCCUUGUUGUGUGAGUGGAAGAUACUUAAAUGGAAUCAAUGUUGUGGAGCACUCAGUUGUAUUUAUGGAAUCUUGAGUUUAUGGGAGCUUCAGCCUGUACGAGGGGCAUUGCCAAAUGCUUUCUGCUAUUCAAUAAGGUUUGUGUACAGAAAAUUCCUUUCCUUUCCUUUUGACAGCAAUCGCAAUCUCUCUGUAUGAAAACCCCACUGCUUGUACUAAUCCUCUUUUACGGUAUCUCGUCUGCUGGGGCACAUUGGAGCCAGGCAUUUACCAGUAGACCCCUGCUUCUUGAUUGUUUAGUCAAAAAUUUCCUCCUUUUGAGGGACAAAAGUGGCAAGUUUCCACCUUAUGCCUUUGAUCCUAUAGGAUUCCCACUCAUGGAUUCUAGAAAGCCUUUGUAUGCAACCAGUGAAGAGGCAGCAAAGUAUCCACAUAUUGCUGUCUCUUGCAAAGUCACUCAUUUACCUUUUCCAGGAAUGCUAUCUGUUGGGUCCCUGCUCUGAUUUGCCCCAGCAUGAAGGCUGUAGGGAACUCUGAGCACUCUACAUGUGUGAUUCUCAUAUGACUUUUUUACCUAUGUAUGAAAGAUAUGAACUAAUAUUGCUGUAAAGAAAGAUACAAAUUAUUAUAGCAUAUUCUAUAAAUAUAUAUGUAUAUAACAGUUCUGUA